GCCCUUCCUCGCCCAGCACCGGGAGCUGCCGCCCGCCGGUUCCCAGCCCCGGCCGCUCCGUGCCGACGGGGGGGGUCUUGGCAGCGACCCCUGGCCGCCUGCUGGGCUGGGCCGGGCCGGGCGGGCCCGCCCCCGGGCUAUUUAGUGCUCGGCACGGCCAGCCGCGCUCCGCCACCGGCGGGGCUGCACGGCUCGGCACGGCUCGGCUCGGGACGGGACAGCUCAGCUCGGGACGGGACGGGAGCGGGCUGCCAGCGCCCUCGAGCGGCACUGGGGUCGAGGAGGGGCAGCCAAGCCCUUGGGCACGAGCCGAGCUCUUCCUCCGGGCGCCGGGCAGGGCUGCUGCCAGCUCCGUGCCGGUGGGGCGGGACGGGGCGCGCAGCCCUCGCCCUGCCCAGCCGAGGAACGCGGACACCGGCUCCGAGAGCUGGGAGAAGAGAGGCAGCAGCGGGAGCGGCCGGGACCGUACGGAAGUAUUAUGAAGACAUUUUCUAUUAUGAAUUGCGGUAUUAGUGUGAUCAUGGACUUGUCUGUGCUUAUCCUGACCAGACACUAGACACUAACUCUGGUAAAAGGGGAGCUCUGCAAUUUUCCUUUAAAAAGAACAACAUUGGAUUCUUCAUUGGGUACACUAAGAGUGAGAGAAAAGAGGAUAUCUUGAAGGAUCUCAUCCUGAGAAGUCCUCCGUUGUUAAAGUUAAGUGACUUCCUCUGUAAAACAGGUCUGCUUGCUAUCCUCAGAAUAUCUCUAUCCAAGUUAGAGGAAAAAGGAUAAAUCUGACGUCACAGACCAGACCACAGGAGAUGCUUGAGGCCUCUCUGAUCUUCUGACACUAGCCCUCACUGAAGAACGGUACACAACAGAACACAAAGGUUGUGCAGAACACAGAAUUACAGAACAGAGGUCUUGAGCUCAUACUCCUCAGUAUCAAUUCACAAAGUUAGCAGCUGGGAAGUAGAAGAUAUCAAAGGCAUAGAGAAUUUGUAGAUAACAGAAGAGCAUAUCUAUUCAGCUUCAAAAAGUUACGGAAAUAAAAGUCGCAAAGCAGCCCAACAAGUUUUCAUCCAGGAGUGUAAACGAAGAUUGAAUUUCCAAGGCCUGGGCACCUUCUCUGAUUUUAAUUCUCUGUACUCGAGCAAAGAUGACAGAAAACGCAACAGUGAACUCAACUAACACUCACUCAGCUCUCCUAGGUCUGUUUCUGGGUAGCAUUUCACUGAUCACUGUUGUCAUGAAUAUAUUAGUACUAUGUGCUGUGAAAACUGAAAAGAAGCUGCAAACAGUUGGCAAUUUAUACAUUGUCAGCCUCUCUGUUGCAGAUCUUAUAGUUGGUGCAGCUGUUAUGCCCCUUAAUAUUGUUUAUCUCCUAAACAGCUAUGUGUGGACCCUGGGUGUAACAGCCUGUUCGUUCUGGCUGUCCAUGGAUUAUGUGGCCAGCACUGCAUCUAUUUUCAAUCUCUUCAUAUUAUGCAUAGAUCGUUAUCGCUCAGUCCAGCAACCACUGAAAUAUCUCAAGUAUAGAACAAAAAUGAGAGCAUUACUAAUGAUUCUGGGGGCUUGGUUGCUGUCUUUCUUGUGGGUCAUCCCAAUACUAGGGUGGCACAUUUUUGCUGGUGCUGAGAAAAAGAAAGAAAUUGUAAAGUGUGAAACUGAUUUCUCUACAGUUACCUGGUUCAAAGUGUUCACAGCCUUUGUCAAUUUCUACCUACCCUCUAUCUUGAUGUUAUGUUUCUACUGCAAAAUAUUCAUAGCUGUUCGUAAGCACUGCCAACACCGAGAGCUCAUCAACAGAUCAUAUUUGUCUUUCUCUGAAAGCAAAAGUGUACAGCCUGGUAAGACAAAGGACAAGCAAAGUAUUUGUCUCCAAAAGCAAAUCUUAGAUGAGAACACACCUCCCAGAGACAAGCAAAGGUCCCCUCAGCCCAAAAAUACAGAAGCAAAGCUUCAUUUCAGUGAUCCUGACAGCUCUUCAAAAGUUAUCGUUAGCAGGAGGAAUAGCGAAGUCCUUAAAUGGAGCUGUUUCCCUCUCACCACUGCCCAGUCUGAGCCGGGCCUGGAUAAAACAGGAGAGAAGAGUGUAACAAAGGACAACAAAAAUGAAGAGGACCUUUUCUCACAGGACAGUGACUUGAGUGAUGCAUCAGACAGCCAAACUUUCACAGAGGAGGUACCUUGUGGAGAGGAGUCCAGCCCUAACCCUGAAAGAGCCUGCAGUCCUCAGGAAAAGACAGAGAACAGGGACUCCAAAGGACUGACUUACCUGAGGAAAACCUGGCAAAGACUGCAUACUCGUUCCAAAAACCAUCUUCGAAGACUGCAUGUGAACAGGGAGAGGAAAGCAGCUAAGCAGUUAGGGGUCAUAAUGGCAGCCUUUAUGUUGUGCUGGAUUCCCUAUUUUGUAUUAUACAUGGUAAUAGCUUUCCACCAUGAUGAACGAUAUAGCACGUUACAAAUGGUCACUAUAUGGCUUGGCUAUCUGAAUUCCACUUUAAAUCCGUUCCUGUAUCCUCUUUGUAACCAUAAUUUCAAAAAGACAUUCAAAAAGAUCCUUCACAUUCCCUGAUAAUUGUCUGAUUUAUUUUGAGCUAAAAAGCAUCUCAUAAAUUCAAUCAAACAAAAUGUUCUGGUUUCAAAGGCUGGAUAAACAUAAGGCAUGGAUAAAGUAGAAGGUUUUGGAAAACUGUCAUUUAUAAACAAGUCUUUGUACAAGUGGGAAACGUGCAUAUAACACCUUUAACACGUUUGAAGAAGAACUAAUUCCAAUCAGGAAUCUGAAAAACUCAGGGGUUAAUCUCAGAACUGUUACACUAUUGUACAUAUUUUACAAUUUGAGAUUCUCUCUUUCAUCACGUAGAACAAAACUGGAGAUAUGAAAAGAGAUCUUCAGUGAUUAUAAAUUAUUCAGAUAAGGAAAAGGCAGAAACAGAGUAUGGUUUCUGUGGUUGGUCAAUUUUUUUUGUUGUUUUUUUUUGUUUGUUUGUUUUGUUUUGUUUUGUUUUGUUUUUUUGUUUUCCUCAUUUAGCUUACUGUUUUAAACAUGGGAGCACACUGCUUGAGAAGAGAGAUCUUCUGCAGGAAAAGGUACUUUGCAUAGCCAAAAAAGAAUGUUCUACUGUUUGAAAAAUCUGACCUAUUUAUUUAUAUCUUCCUUCAAGUCAUACACUUUUUGGAAAGCCAUAUUGUAACAUACCGUUUCUCUUUAAUAACAUGCUUGCUUCAUUUAUACCAGUACCCAUCAACUUCACUGAAAAGAGUAGUAUUUUUAUGUCCUAGAUACUUCCCAAACUCCUCAUAGUAUCACUAAUCAAGAAGGAUAGGCUGUUGCCUCUGAACUUACAGAAUGCAGUUAAUUCUGGACUACGUGUAUUUUCUUCUUCCUAUGCCUUGGCAAAUAGCCUAAGCUUGCAGUGGCAAUACCAGUUCACGUAUAUCUUUAUCUUACAAUAGGAAAACUCUUCUGACUAUAAUGAGGGAGAGUCAUGAGCAGCAACUCAAGCUUGCAAAACAGGAAAUAAAAUAUAUGAAGUAUUUUUUUUUACCCUUUCUAUCCUUUAUAUUUAAUUGCUUAUUAUUAGUCACGCUGUAAAUGCUGUUAAAUAUUUCAGGAGAAGCAUAGAAUGAUACUUAAUACUUCAGGUUGGAAGGAGUCUCAGGAAGACAUCUAAAUACAACCUACAACUCAAAGCUGUGCUAGCACUGACAUUACAUCAGGUUGCUCAGGGUUGUCAUGUAAUGUCACUGUUGUCAUGUAAUGUCACUGACAUUGUAUCAGGUUGCUCAGUUCAAUCCAGAACUUCAGCGACACGCCUCUGUGAAAAGAGCUUCUUUGGAAAGGUUGGAAGAUGGCACUGACAGAGGCGUUUGCAGAUACACAGAUUUCACACAGGUUGCAGAUUUCACCCUGUCAGCUCCAGGCUUUCCCUUGCUCAGCCAUUGAUUUAACUGUUUCUAAGUAUGAACACUAAUUCCCAAAAGCAGGCAUGCCCUUUUAUAUAGCAGCAAUCAAUCCCCUCUCCCUACGUGCAGUGAGUUAUAGGGUACUUCCCAAUCAUGGGAGGAAAAUACAGUUCCUUAGCAAAGUACGUAGUGAACUACAUUAUAUGAGCUAACUUAUCAGGAAGCUGACAAUUUAACAGAACAGUUACACCAAAAUAAAUGAGUCUAUGGACUGGGGAGAGAGAAGGAGAACUGAGGCCAAGGAGAUGUCUGGCCCUAUAUUACUAACUUGAGCAGCUGAAGUUUGCAUAUAAUGGUAAGUUUGUGUAUGCAUUUUUCCAUAAGUUUGGGGAUGAUUGGGGAAUUCUAAGGGUUCAAUGUACAAUGUACAAUGUUCAAUAUCCUCUCACUGUCAUUUUGCUGUGUUGAUGAAUUUAUCACAUCCUGAAUAUUAGCUUGCUUCAGAAAUUGCUCAGUUAGUUUCACAACAAAGGUCUGAUGGAACUGGAGCUGUUUUAACUGAGCACUGUCACGAGUUUGUUGGGAAAAGUUAAAGGGAUGUUCUGUGUAAUGUGUUUAUUACUUCAGGAAAAGAAAUGGUUGUUUAAUGGUUGUAGGAAAAAUUCUGAAUUCUGUGUUCAUAAUUAUGGAUCUUGAGCUACUUAGUCUCUCUGUGCCACAUGUGCCUAUUUUGUAAAGUGACUAUGACAAGAUUUACAGUAACAAUGCAACAGCUAAGGUGACUGCAUGAUGCUUAUAAACUUUGGAUAUAAUACACUAACUAAAUGCAAAGUAUUAUUGUCCUCUGUCAGUUUUAUAUGUCUGAAUUACAUGUCUGAAUGUCAAUAGUUGUAUUUAAAGUAUUCAAUAUUAAAUGAAGCCCUAAUAUCUCUGCAGUUUAAUAAAUUGGUACUUUAAUAUUUGGAAAAAAA
Anas platyrhynchos (mallard) is the source of this 4868-nucleotide messenger RNA. It is a transcript of the gene HRH1, whose product is annotated as histamine receptor H1. NCBI's taxonomy places the organism in Eukaryota, Metazoa, Chordata, Aves, Anseriformes, Anatidae. Gene Ontology annotation, cellular component: plasma membrane. Gene Ontology annotation, molecular function: histamine receptor activity. Gene Ontology annotation, biological process: regulation of vascular permeability; positive regulation of vasoconstriction; positive regulation of MAPK cascade. The record is from RefSeq and is a predicted model, not a curated record.